Molecule: messenger RNA, 570 nt
Organism: Anisakis simplex (herring worm)
Lineage: Eukaryota; Metazoa; Nematoda; Chromadorea; Rhabditida; Anisakidae
Source: the annotation of a GenBank genome assembly
UUUUCAGGCUGAAUUCAAUAAAUUCAAGCAAAUGUUGGAGCAAGGCAAAGCUCGAGCUGAGGCCGCACAUCAAGCAUCGUUGACUCGGCUGUCUCCAGCGGCCAAAGCUGCUGACGCUCGACUGAGCGCUAUCGCCAGCAACAGGGCCCUCAAAGUUGGAGAGAAACAACGACAACUUGCCGCUGCCUUCCAAGCACUUGACCCAGCUGUCAAAGCCGAGCUCCAGAAGGAAAUGCAAGGCUAAACAACUCAACUCAUCUUCUAAAUUAGUUACGCUAGUCAUUCUUGGCGUAGAACAACUGAUCAAAAAUUGUAUCUACCAUCCAAUAUCGUUAUCAUUUCUUAUGUUCUUCAUUCCACUAAACCCAACUACAGUUCUACGAUCACCCUCUUUCCAGUGUGAAACAUGAAGAAUUGCAUUAUUCUCCGUGAUGUUUAUGCAAAUAUUGUCGAUGUUUCAUGAAAUGUUCACCAACUCAACAACAACUUAACUUCUCAAACGUUCUCCUGAUUAAUCCGUACAUCUACUCAAAUGUUCAUUUUUACUGACUAAUAAAUGCGUUUUCCAUA